Messenger RNA from Drosophila rhopaloa, 1236 nucleotides. RefSeq names its product mitochondrial uncoupling protein 4C (gene Ucp4C). The record is from RefSeq and is a predicted model, not a curated record. NCBI's taxonomy places the organism in Eukaryota, Metazoa, Arthropoda, Insecta, Diptera, Drosophilidae. The transcript has a single exon. Bases 132 to 1139 code for a protein of 335 amino acids. Gene Ontology annotation, biological process: transmembrane transport; response to cold.
AAUAACUUUUGAGCAAAUCCGUUGUUAAUAUACGGAUCGCAGACGCCUACUGGUUUCUCGUCCAUUAAGUACAUAAGAAAUUAUAGUCUAAUGUUAGCAAUUCAAUACACUUUACAAAUUACGAGUAUACCAUGGACAAGGAUGAACGGGACUACUGGCACCUCCGAUCCAUUUACAACGAGGAAGUGCCGCGCUUUCCACCUACGAACAUGGUGGAGCCACUAACACCCCGCAACGUCUUGCAGCUAUACUUCAAUACCUUCAUUGGCGCCAAUCUGGCCGAGUCGUGCGUGUUUCCGCUCGACGUGGCCAAGACCCGGAUGCAGGUGGAUGGCGAGCAGGCUAAAAGGUCGGGCGCCAGGAUGCCCACGUUUCGGGCAACCCUCGGCAACAUGAUAAAGGUGGAGGGCUUUAGGUCGCUCUACGCCGGCUUCUCGGCGAUGGUCACCCGGAACCUGAUCUUUAACUCGCUGCGCGUCGUCCUCUACGACAUCUUUCGGCGCCCGUUCCUCCACCUGAACGACCGAAACGAAGAAGUCCUCCGUAUCCACUUGGCGCUGGGCUGCGGCUUCACGGCAGGCUGCAUAGCCCAGGCGCUGGCGAACCCCUUCGACAUCGUCAAGGUGCGGAUGCAGACGGAGGGCCGGCGCCGGCAGCUGGGCUACGAGGCGCGGGUGAACAACAUGGUGCAGGCCUUUGUGGACAUCUACAGGCACGGCGGAGUGCCCAGCAUGUGGAAGGGCGUGGGUCCCAGCUGCAUGCGAGCCUGCCUGAUGACGGCCGGCGACGUGGGAAGCUACGACAUCAGCAAGCGCACCUUCAAGCGCCUGCUGGAGCUGGAGGAUGGCCUGCCGCUCCGUUUCCUUUCCUCCAUGUGCGCAGGGUUCACUGCCUCCGUGCUCAGCAAUCCGGCGGACGUGAUCAAGUCGCGUAUGAUGAACCAGCCGGUGGACGAAAAUGGGAAGAACCUUUAUUACAAAAACUCGAUCGAGUGCAUCAGAAGGCUCGUGAGGGAAGAGGGUGCCCUCACCUUGUAUAAGGGCCUGAUGCCCACUUGGUUUCGCCUCGGGCCCUUUUCAGUACUAUUUUGGCUGUCCGUCGAACAGUUGCGCCAGUGGGAAGGACAGGCGGGUUUUUGAACGUACAAUUAUAUGAUGGUGUCGUAUUAUGUAGUUAUUUUCGUGUACAAUAAAAAACACAAUAUAUUGGCCUCGACCACGAGUACGAUUUAAAUAA